Molecule: messenger RNA, 6750 nt
Organism: Lineus longissimus
Lineage: Eukaryota; Metazoa; Nemertea; Pilidiophora; Heteronemertea; Lineidae
Product: integrator complex subunit 1-like
Exons: 46
Coding region: 60-6407 (2115 amino acids)
Biological process (GO): U2 snRNA 3'-end processing
Cellular component (GO): integrator complex
Source: RefSeq, a predicted model, not a curated record
AGAAAACAAAAGCAUAAAUUUGCUCGUUUUUCGCAAACAAAAUGUCCAAAAUCUAAUUGAUGGAUCGGUCCAAGAAUCAACCAAAACGUCCAAUAGUUAAGGGCAAAGGGCAUGCUCCUCCAGGAGACUUUAUUGCUCUAGGUUCAAAACCCAGAAGUGGAUCUGAUCCGUUGACUGAGCGACAUGGACCAGUACCGUCUCAAAAGAAGUCUUUGCCCUCAACUUCGGGCGGGCUGGAGAGGAAGCGUGAAGCACCAACGCCACCUCUAGGAGCAAGCCUUGUCAAGAAACCCAAGUUGCUUGGCACCAGCCAAGUAUUCACUCCGCUUGGCCGACCAGCCGAUCCUGAGAGAAGGGCAUCACCAGCCCCUCAACAGCUGCAACAAUAUGAGGAAAUUGCUGUUGAUUUUGAGCCAGCUGAGUUGAUCGAGUCCAUCUACGGAGCUGAGGAUGCUGGUGAUGAUGAUAAGCUGGAAGGGCUCAUCUGUGGUGCUGUGCGUUACCUAAGGGCCAACAGAGCCAAGCCCGAGACCACCAUGUAUCUCAGUCUCAUGUAUCUUGCUAAAACAAAACAGGCCUUGUUUGACAGUGAUAUCAUAAUCGAGGCGAUGUGUAGUCUGCUGAAGCGAGAUGUUGCCAUCAACUUCAAGUCCAAAGGAAAUGCACUUGUGUCCGUACUGACUUGUAAUAUUCUCAUGGUAGCCUUCCAAGAUGAAGAAAAUUGGCCUGAUCAGUUCCUCAAGGUAUAUUUGGAGGACUCUCUUGGUGAAAGAGUUUGGGUUGACCGAGAAGACUGCAAGGGCUUUGUAGAGAAUAUCCAGUCAGCUUUCAACACAAAAAUGCCCCCAAAGUCAAGUCUUGUUGGAGACUUACCGAAGGCUAUGGAAGUAGCAAGUGCUAGCCCCGGGCACUAUACCUCAGAUGACGACCGUAGUCAAGAUGGUGCAGAGUCCAUGAUGAGACAAGGAGGUUCCAUAUCCGAUGAACUUAACGUUCCAGUGUUUCCAAGGUACACCUACCAGCAGACGAACAUCGAGACGUUUGUGAUUGACACCAUCAAAGAUCAGCUAACAAGAAGACAGGGGAUUGAUACGGCAUCUCGGAACUUGUUGAAGCUGAUCGCAGCCACUUGUGGAUACCCAGAAAUUAGAUCCCUGGCUGUGCAACGGCUUGAGAUGUGGCUGCAAAAUCCAAAGUUGACUCGGCCAGCCCAGGACUUGCUGCUAUCCAUCUGCCUCAACUGUAACCAGCAUAGUCAAGUCGAUGUGGACAUUAUGGCUGCGCUCAUCAAGAUUCGUCUGAAAACCAAACCGCUUAUUAACCAGUACAUGGCUAGUAUCAGAGAGCUUUUGAGCCAACACUCAGACAAUACGAGGACACUGUUAACCCACAUCGUCUAUAAUGAAUUAUCGACGGCGAGAAAUCCAAACAAUAUGUCACUCAUAGCUGUCAUUUUACAGCAUUCGCCAGAGUCCUCAGCUAGGCUCUUGGCCGAAAUAUUCCAAGAUUUCUUGUGCAAUAAGGAUGACUAUUUACGUGCGUUACGUGCGCUGCUGAGAGAAAUAGUUCGAUCUGUCAAGUAUGACAUGAACUUUUCUGCAUUUGCCCUCGGAUUGAUGCAGGAGAGAAUUGAGGCCAAACUAACUGAUCUAGAUUCAGCUGUCAAGGAUCGUGUUCUAUUGUCAUCGGCCGACUUGAUCACCUUGACAGGUCUGAUGAGUGUCACGCCUGCAGUGAGAGAGGCUGUCAACAGCUUCGAUCGGGGUGAUUUUAAGGAUAUUGAAGUGUUGAAGACAUUUCAGAAUCAGAUGGCUGUCAUUCAGCGGGACUCCGUCUGGUGGCUCCACACUUUUGUUCCAAAGGUUUUUGAACUCAAACCCAAUGACUAUGCUCACUGCCUUCAUAAACUGUUGUUCCUGGAGAAAGCUGAACAUUACUACAACAAGGAUAACUGGCCACCAGAGGGGGACAGAACUAUGUUGUUACGUAUCGCCUCGGAGGUGCCUGUCCACGAGGAUACCCUCAUGCGCCUCCUGAUUAUUGGGUUAUCAAGGGAGCUACCGAUUAGCAAUGUGGAUGCUAUCGAAUUAGCUGAUCGACUUAUCAAGAGGGCUGCUGCUCUUCAAGAUGAAGGUUUCCCAGUGCUACAGGUGGAAAGACUUGAAUUGAUUGAUGCCUUAUUGAACCUGUCCACCUACCAUCAUCCUGAAAACAUUACCUUACCGAAAGGUUACCAGCCACCAAUGUUAGCCAUCACCAACCUAUACUGGAAAGCUUGGAACAUGCUACUGAUUCUCGCUGCAUUUAACCCGGUCUCGUUUGGUUAUGCAGCCUGGGAAACUUACCCAACAUUAAAGUACAUGAUGGAGAUGGUUAUGACUAACAACUACAAGUUCCCACCCCCAACAACUGCAACUGAUGAAAAUUUGAUUGAAGAAAUAACAAAUAGAGAGAAGCAGAUUCAGCAAACUGAGAAGCAAGAGAUCCUCGAGUUUGAAGGUCACUUGGCCGCGGCGAGUCGUCCAGUUGUGACCAUUACAGAGAGUAACAGUCUGCUCAUCACUCAGCUCAUGAAGAUGGAACCCAACGGUCCAGCACGACGUCCUCCAACCCAGGUUCUAGAUCAGCUGAAGACAGUGAACAAGUCACUGCGCAUUGGUCACAUGUUGUGUCGCAGCAGAAGUCCCGACUUCCUAAUGGACGUCAUUCAAAGACAGGGCACUUCCUCGUCGAUGCCGUGGCUGGCCGAGUUGGUUGAAUCGAGUGAUGGUUCAUUGGAUGUGCUCCCUGUCCAGUGUCUGUGCGAGUUCCUCCUACACGAGAGCCCUGAUCUGUUCUCAGCACAGGAGGAAGAUGAUGAGUCAAAUGCUCAGAAAUACAAGAAGAAACAAAAAGUGAAGAAGCAGGAGCAACUGUUGUCAAGGUUACAGAAGCUGCUUUACGAUGGCGACGCUAACUAUCAAACAAGUGUCGAGGUCAUCGACUACUUCUUGAAGAGGCUUGGCAACCAACAGUCUUCAUCCCGAGCUCUUGCUGUCAAGGGCCUCUCCAUGGUUCUGUCGCGCUCCCACCUGGAUUCGGGUGAGGGUAUGGUGUGUGAUAAUGUCGGCCUGAUGAUACCCACGCACCAAUGGCUACUCACUCAACUCCCUGUUAUACCACACUUUGAUAUGGUCAGGUCGAAAGUUUGCAAUGCUCUCAGACAGGCCUGUCAGAUGGAGACGGAUGUUAGUGCUGUGUCAGCUUACAUUGUAUUCCUAUCAGAACAUGGUUCGUCAGAACAACUCCAUGAGGUAGCUGAUAUUGCCCUGGAUUUGUCUCAGUUGAUUGUCGAGCGAUCGUCAGUGAUGGCACAAGUCAUGCCCCAGGAUGAUGUGCAGAACAGCCCACGUGCCGACCUAGUGUUGGCAUCUCUCAUCAACUUCUUCAUCAAGUACUUGCGCUGGGCGAAGGAGCCAGAAAAGGAAGCAUACUCUUGGUCUGACAGUCAAGAUCAAAUCCUCUUGAAGUGGACAACUGGAGAAUCGGCGACUCUCCACAUUCUGGUGGUGCAUGCCAUGAUCAUACUCCUAACGUAUGGUAGUCCGAAAGGUAGCGAAAAAGCUACGAGUGAGUUCCAGGAAUUAUCCGAUAACUGGUUUCCACCGGAUGGCCCUUCACCUGCUGCGUACCUCGUCGACACGUCGGAGGAAGCACUGCUGCUUCCUGAUUGGUUGAAAUUACGUAUGAUAAGGUCGAAAGUUCAGACUCUUGUUGAUGCAGCUCUUGUUGACCUUGAGCCCGCCCAGCUUCUCUUGUUUGUGCAGUCGUUUGGCAUUCCAGUGGAAAGCAUGAAAAAGUUACUCCAGUGCCUAGACAAGGCCGUCACCACGGACAUGUACAGUCUCGAGCAACACAUCGUAGAUAAACAGUACAUGGCUCAACUUGUUGAGGUGCAGCACCUGAGGGGAGCCAAGGGCGGCGACAACUUCUACAAAAUGCUAACUGAUGGAGAGGAGAAACCAAAAACAGAUGAUACGAGGGGUCGUUCUCCCGAACCGAGGAAGGAGAAAUCGCCAAUUAGUCUCAUGUACACUCAAGAUGACUGGUCGAACAAGUAUCGUAGACCAGGCCAUAUCACUGCAGCACUCAAAAGGAUGUUCCAAGAUGAAUCACUUAGCACUACUGACAGGGAACAGAUGUACAAAUCACUUCAGAAGGCUGUUAUGAAGAAUACCAAGUUAUCUGUAGCUGCCAUUGAAUGCUUAGAACAGAUUUUCAGUUCGAGAGAUGCUGACAACUUCAUCAAGGCCAUGUUCAGGUUUUCUGAUCUGUCGUGUCCACUGUUACGCAUCUUGCUGGCUAAACAGAGGAAGUCAACUGGCCGGGUUGACACCAUCAUGGCGUGGAUUCUGGAUCGGGCCACAGACUCCAAGUCCCCUCUAACCUUGCUAGCAAAGCAACAUUUUACCACCGGGAAACCAUCAAAAGCGUUGAAGACAAUCCCAGGCAAACUCAUGAAUGGUGAUCAACUGAAUCAGGAGAAAUUUAUUGCAGCUGUGGAUAACAUGGACAUCAAGUGCCAUUCUAAACUUGAGGAGCUGGUUAAUCUCUCCAUGAAAGAGGGUCUAAGGAAAGAUGUUCGCAAGGCACAGUUGUGCUCCACAUUCUUAGUGGAUAAAGACAGAGGAAGAAAGAUGAGUGCCUCGGCUGCCGGUCUCUUCAUAGACUGGUUAGAACUGCUUGACCCAGAGAUUAUCGAGGCUUGCCCAAGUAUCGUACAGACGCUGGUGUUUGCUAAACAAGAAACGAAGGACGCGAAGAAUCAGACGUCGCACCAGCCGUAUCUUUUGGCAUUGUUGACACAUCAGAGCAGCUGGAGCUCACUCCACAGCUGUGUACGGUCCUUGCUCAAGACGGAUGCUGACAAGGGAUGGUAUGAGAGUAGUGCUGUGUUGGAUUUCCUGUGGGCGUGUAUUCAUAUACCCAAGAUAUGGCAAGGAAGAGAGAGAAGUCUUCCAAAGCAUCAUAAACUUGAAGAUGUGUUCAAUCUGACAACUGAUCAGCUCUGUUGCAUCGUGGACCAUGUGAUUACUGAAGCCUGGGAGAUGUCUGAUGGCAAAUGUAGCGAAUCUGCGCUAGAGUGUCUCGAGUGGCGUGUCCAGCUGUUAGAGAAAUGCUGCUGUAACUAUAGGAGUAGAAUCGUCACAGUUAUACAGCAUAUAUGCAAUCAGGUCAAAAAGCAAAGCCCCAAAUCCAGUCUCUGCCAGCAUUUGGUUCUUGAGGUAUACUUCCACUACCCAUAUUCGUAUCAUUGGGUCAGUGAUCUUAAUUUCAUCCUGAAGGACAUUCAGACAGCUCAAGAUUGUGGUGCGAGCAAGCUGGAUGGCAUCUCUCAUCGCCUGUUGACCAGUCUCUCUGAGGCCAAACACGGAUCGAGGUCCGAGAAUAGAAUGUACGAUGCCAACAUUGCUUGUCGGAAAAUGGCGACAGAACACCCUAUUCUACUUCUCAGGCAGUUACCUAUGAUGGCUGCUCUCCUAAAAGGUCGCACCCAUUUCACCAUUGGGGAAUUCCGGCACAAGAAUCAUCACAUUCUCUUCACCCAUGUGUUGGGCAUUCUCGAGCUCCUGAUGCCACAGGUGUUCCAAAAAGAGUACACUUCCCUUGGAGAUAUCAUUGAGGCAUAUUUCGCAGCGAUUGGGAACUAUGGUUUCCAGAAUCCUUUACUGAUGCCACUCAUCAACAAGUUCAUCCACUUCAUUCAUCAGUUCACCGCCCAUGAUCCAGUCAGAGCUACAAAGAUAUUACAUAAUCACGUGGAACUCCUCAAUGCUCUGACCAACUUACUACCAGAUUUCUCUAUACUGAAGAGCCUGCUCGCCGGCUUGUCCUUGCCAAGACAGGAAGCUGAGGGACCAGAGAACCCUCUUGAGGCAGGACCGGUACUGCUACCGACACGCUCCUCAUCCCCUUGGACGAUGGCCGAGUUGAAUCCAUUUUUGGUCAAGAUAGGAAAAGACAGAUCUGAAGAAGACAUUACUGAGGUCCUUGAAGAUUUAGACAACACUGCCAAGCGAAAGGUGGAAAUUUUGGAGCAUUUUCUGGGUGAUUUAAAGAGGUUGAUCUACCACAACAAUGAGAGGAUUAGGAACAUAGCCUUCAUGUUGGUGAUGAGGCACGUCAGGUCAAACCCAAGCUCGUGUGGCCAGUUUGUUCCUUCCUAUAUCAAGUGUUUGGAGAGUGAGAACCAUGAAGUUAUCGAUUCAGCUCUUCGACAUCUGCCGGAAUUCUCUCUGCUUGGACAAGAGCAUGCAAGUACUAUUCUACAAAAGGCCUUCUCAGCCGGAAUCUCCUCCAAAAUUGACAUGGGAUCUCAUAUUACCGAUGCUAUACAACUGCUUAACAUGGAGACCAUGUUACAGUAAAGGACAGACUGGUCUAUGCACUUUAUUAAGCACAUCUGGUAUACAGGGUGGCCCAGAAUUAUUUUCCCUGUGUCCCAUGAUUUGGAAACAGAUUAUUGUACAGCUUACAUGUAAAAUGUACAGUACUCUGUUUCCAAAUCAUGUGACAUAGGGGAAAUAAUUCUGAGCCACCCUGUAGUUUGUCAGAAGUGAUUGUUAUGAGAGUUGGAAAAAAUGAUCGCAAAGCUGAAGCUAGCAACAUUUUUCUGUAAUAAUGUUCAUCCGGAUCAAUGUAAUAUUUGGUUGGCAUCAGAAAAGAAAAUCAUGUUGAAUCCUUACACAUUGUGUAUGCUUAAUGUAUUUU